AAGAGCUCAGUAUAUGUGGUUGACUAAAUGACCAAGGUGAAGAGUCAAAAAUUUCUGUAUGUUGGUAAGUACUUCAGAUAUUUCCCCAGUGGCUAAAAUGGCAUACAAAUUAUGAAGUUGGACCAGUUGGAGUGAAUGUUAGAGAACUGCCUUGAGCUUCUCGUACUCCAAAGAGGAAACCUCAUCCAGGGCCAUGAUACUACUUCUCCGUCAUCUGUGUGCUGCUUGGUUAAGCUAAUGCUGUGAGAGCCCUGGUUCCUUGUGGAGGAAUCAAGCUGACUGUUGGCAUGAGGCCCCUGCCUUGCAGGGGUUGAGAGGGACACUGCUAUGGCUUCUCUGGAUGACCCUGGGGAAGUGAGGGAGGGCUUCCUUUGCCCUUUGUGCCUGAAGAACCUGCAGUCUUUCUAUCAGCUUCAGUCACAUUAUGAGGAAGAGCACUCUGGGGAAGACCGUGAUGUCAAAGGGCAAAUUAAAAGUCUUGUCCAGAAGGCUAAGAAAGCCAAGAACAGGCUGUUGAAACGAGAAGGAGAUGACCGAGCAGAAUCAGGAACACAAGGAUAUGAGUCUUUCAGUUAUGGAGGGGUCGACCCUUACAUGUGGGAACCCCAGGAACUAGGUGCUGUGAGAAGCCAUCUUUCUGACUUCAAAAAACACCGAGCUGCCAGAAUUGACCACUAUGUUGUUGAAGUCAAUAAAUUAAUAAUCAGGUUAGAGAAGCUCACUGCAUUUGACAGAACAAAUACCGAAUCUGCUAAGAUACGAGCAAUAGAAAAGUCCGUGGUGCCUUGGGUCAACGACCAAGAUGUCCCUUUCUGUCCGGACUGUGGGAAUAAGUUCAGCAUCCGUAACCGCCGCCACCACUGCCGACUCUGUGGGUCUAUUAUGUGCAAGAAGUGUAUGGAGCUCAUCAGCCUCCCUUUUGCAAACAAGCUCACCAGUGCCAGCAAAGAUUCCCUGAGCACCCACACCAGUCCCAGCCAGUCACCCAACAGUGUCCAUGGCUCCCGCCGGGGCAGUAUCAGCAGCGUGAGCAGUGUAAGCUCCGUCCUGGAUGAAAAGGAUGACGACCGGAUCCGCUGCUGUACACACUGCAAGGACACGCUGCUCAAGAGAGAGCAGCAGAUUGAUGAGAAGGAGCACACCCCCGAUAUUGUAAAGCUCUAUGAGAAAUUACGACUUUGCAUGGAGAAAGUUGACCAAAAAGCUCCUGAAUACAUCAGGAUGGCAGCAUCAUUAAAUGCUGGGGAGACAACCUACAGCCUGGAACAUGCCAGUGACCUUCGAGUGGAAGUGCAGAAAGUGUACGAGCUCAUAGAUGCUUUAAGUAAGAAGAUCUUAACCUUAGGCUUGAACCAGGACCCUCCACCACAUCCAAACACUUUGCGGCUGCAGAGGAUGAUCAGAUACUCAGCUACACUUUUUGUGCAGGAAAAGUUGCUGGGUUUGAUGUCACUGCCAACCAGAGAACAGUUUGAGGAAUUGAAAAAGAAAAGGAAACAGGAAAUGGAGAGAAAGAAGAUCCUGGAGAGACAGGUUGUCCUGGAAUCCCAGCAACGGUUUGAGGAAAGGCGGAGUGACCUGGCAUCUCGUGCGGCCAACGGGGAGGUGGUGUCCCUUCGAGGGGGACCUGCCCCCCUGAGAAAGGCUGAGGGCUGGCUCCCGCUGUCAGGAAGUCCGGGGCAGAGUGAAGACUCGGACCCCCUCCUCCAGCAGAUCCACAACAUCACAUCAUUUAUUAGGCAGGCCAAGGCUGCCGGGCGGACGGAUGAAGUGCGCACACUGCAGGAGAACCUGCGGCAGUUGCAGGAUGAGUAUGACCAGCAGCAGACGGAGAAGGCCAUUGAGCUGUCCCGGAGGCAGGCUGAGGAGGAGGACCUGCAGCGAGAACAGCUGCAGAGGCUUUGUGAACGGGAGUGGGAACGAGAGAGGGAGCAGUUCCGGGCCGCGUCCCUACAUACACGGACUCGGUCCCUGGACUUCCGAGAAAUCAGGCCUUUUCAGCUGGAGCCUGGCAGGGAGCCUCGUACCCACCUUGCCUAUGCUUUGGAUCUAGGCUCUUCCUCAGUUCAGAGCAGUGUAGCUGCGGAGACCCCUGCCCCCAGCUCAGCUCUCGAGCCAGCCAGAGUGUGGUCUGGACCCCCAGCCCUUGGCCAGGAAUUCUUCCCCCAGAGCAUGAUAUCACAGCAAAAUGAGCUGGCCUCCCUAAACCCCUUCGAUGAGGAAGACCCCUCCAGCCCCACAGCAGAGGGCACUAUCAGCCCUCCUGCUGCAGAGUGUUCCUUUGGCCCUUCAGUCUCCAUCCUCAAAGAAUACAAUCCUUUUGAGGAAGAAGAGGAGGAGGCUGUUGCAGGGAAUCCCUUCACUAACCCAGAUAGUCCAGCGCCCAACCCCUUCGAUGAUGAAGAUGAGCAUCCCCACCAGAGGCCCUCAAGCCCUCCUGUUUCUGGCAACCCCUUUGAGGAAGCCACCUGUACCAACCCCUUUGAGAUGGACAGUGACAGUGGGCCAGAGGGAGAGGAGCCCAUAGAGGAGGAGCUCCUCCUCCAGCAGAUUGAUAACAUCAAGGCGUACAUUUUUGAUGCCAAGCAGUGUGGCCGCCUGGAUGAGGUGGAAGUGCUGACAGAGAACCUGAGGGAGCUGAAGCGCACCCUGGCCAAGCAGAAGGGGGGCACCGACUGACCCCACUGACUGUGGGCAGGGAAUCUUUGGGCCCAGGGCCUGGCAGGAGCCUGUGGAGCAGGACAGGGCUGGUGGGCCCGAUGGGGCAGGAGGAAGGGUGACAACUAAGAUGCACACAGGUCAGGGCAGGGAAUCUGCUGUUUCGUGCUGUGCACUUGGAGGUUUUUCCACUACACUUGAAUAAUAAAGUGGAAACCAGAACAGGAAGAAUCAGCAUUCAUUUGCUGUAUUUCCUGGGGUUUUUAAAAGAAUUUUUUUGUUUUUGUUUUUUUGAAUCGGGUUUUCCCUUUAGAAGGGAUUUUAAAUUUUCAUUACUGAGUAGAACUAAAUGCAGUUCUCUUGGGCAGCCCUCGUGGGUCCACUUGCUCCUGCCUAGUCUUUGGUCUUGAUGCAGUAUUAUAGGGCACUUUCUUUAGCCAAGACAGACUCGAUGGAUUCCUUUAAACCUUACUGUGGUCUGACAGAAGUCUGUCCCCCUAGGCUGUGGGUUCUUCACCUGGGGCUUCCUCUACCCUGCUGGGUACAUCCCACCUGUGCGGCAGAAGGGGGA
This is a messenger RNA of Odobenus rosmarus divergens (Pacific walrus), 3229 nucleotides long. RefSeq names its product zinc finger, FYVE domain containing 20 (gene RBSN). The coding region runs from base 328 to 2679 and encodes 783 amino acids. Gene Ontology annotation, molecular function: metal ion binding. NCBI's taxonomy places the organism in Eukaryota, Metazoa, Chordata, Mammalia, Carnivora, Odobenidae. The transcript has 12 exons. The record is from RefSeq and is a predicted model, not a curated record.